AUGCACUGCUCCACCAACGGCUUCAGUCAAUUCAAGUAGCAGCGCACCGCCGGUGUGUGUGGUUCAGCGUGAAUGUGUGUGUUCUGUGGUUCUUAUUGAGCUGCUUUUCGGAGACCUGUUGGUUGCGGAACCAACCGAAUCCCGAGCCGAUCCGGACUGGUGGGUAAAAGCGGUCGAAGACUCGAGUUUUGGCCUCAUGCUUCGGGAUGUUUUCCGGCCUGUAACGGGAAGCAGAAGGUUUAGGCGCCAGAAUCGUAGCUUCACUGAGACGGACAACCUACAAGCACAAACACGGCUGAAAAUAAAAUACCCGUUGAAUGGAUUUGGAUUCCGGACGAAACGAAUCAGGAGCGAUGGGAGAAUCGAUGCAACCGGCCACACCGAGUCGCCACGAGAAAAGCCUGGGAUUAUUAACCACCAAGUUUGUCACACUGCUGCAAGAAGCCAAGGAUGGAGUGCUGGACCUCAAAGCUGCUGCUGAUACGCUGGCUGUACGACAGAAGCGGCGGAUAUACGACAUCACCAAUGUUCUCGAAGGCAUCGGGCUGAUCGAGAAGAAAUCAAAGAACAGCAUUCAGUGGAAAGGUGUAGGCCCUGGCUGCAACACACGAGAGAUCGCCGAUAAGCUGAUUGAUCUGAAGCUGGAGCUGGAAGAUCUGGACAGAAGAGAACACGAGCUGGACCAGCAGAGGGUCUGGGUUCAGCAGAGCAUCAAAAACGUGACCGACGACUCACAGAACAGCCCUCUGGCCUACGUGACGCAUCAAGACCUCUGCAACUGCUUUAAAGGUGACACUCUGCUAGCGAUCCGAGCGCCCUCAGGCACACAGCUGGAAGUGCCGAUCCCAGAGUCUGUUGUAAAUGGACAAAAGAAGUAUCAGAUCCAUUUGAAAAGUUCCUCGGGUCCUAUCGACGUCCUCCUGGUGAACAAGGACCCAUCCAGCGCCUCUCCGGUCGUCUUACCCGUUCCUCCUCCUGAAGACAUGCUCCAGAGUCUCCCAGCGUCCUCAGCUUCUGCUCCGUCAGCACCUGUCGCUGCCACGCCCGCCAAACCCGCAGGAAACAGUACAACAAGUACAGCUGUAAACAACCAGAGGCCCACAAACACGACCGCUGCACCCGCUACAGAAGCCCACAGCACUGCCCCUUCAGACACACCAGCCAAUCAGAAUCCAGCAGAGGACAGCCAGCAACUUCAGUCCUCAGCCUCGCUGGACAGCAGCUCAUCGCUUCCCGAGUCUUCGGCCGUCUUUGAACCGAUCAAAGCGGACCCUUCAGAGUUGCUGGAUCUCCCCAAAGAACUUUCAGAAAUGUUUGAUCCUACAAAAGAAAUCAUGAGUGCAGAUCUACUGGAAGAGCUCAUGUCCUCAGAAGUUUUCUCUCCACUCCUCCGCCUCUCACCGCCCCCAGGUGACCACGACUACAUCUACAACCUGGACGAGACCGAGGGCCUGUGUGACCUUUUUGACGUCCCUAUCGCCAACCUUUGACCUCCACCCGCUCGCGUUCAGAGUAGCACGCCUGUAUUUAAUGAAAGAAGCUCGUCUUUUAUUUCAAAAGACCGGGCUGCAUUUCAGAUCCAUGUGAAUAAGCUGAUUUUAUGUGUGUAUAUAGAGUUGUACGUUUUAUGUUUUUGUUUCCGUUUUCCUCUUUUUGUAAUAUCCUUUAACCCAAAGCUGCGAGCUACUGAAAAGUGGCACAGAACGUUCCCUUGCCUCGCUCUGUGCCUGACAUGAGGCUUCACCCGUUUAUUUUAAAAGCGUUUGAACCCAACACAUGUAGAACCUGGCUUCCUCACCUAGGAUGAAGGCAUUGUUUUGCUACUUUGAUCAAAUCCACAAGCAGAAACACCAGCAGGAAUACCAGCUCUACUCCCUGACCUGUGGGUUUUUUUUUUUUUUUUUUUUCCUCCUUUUGCUCUUAUUUACCGAUCUGCUUUUCCACAGUUGCACUGUUUUUAUCACGUUUGUCCUGCAAGCCAUUUUAAAAACAUCGACUUAUUGUAGAAGUAGUUUACACAAGUUUCAUGGCAGUACUGCACAUCAGACAUUAUACGACGAAUUUUGAUGAACUUGAUCCAUAUGUUUUGUCAGUGUAAUCAAAUUUCCCUUUGACUAGCAGACUCCAAUAUUACACGCAGUUCUAUAUGACUGCCUGUUAAUCGUGGUGCGGUGGGGUUUAGCCCUCGUGUCAUCUCUAGAUAAAGAGAGCGAUGCAGCAGCACUUUAGUCCUUCGGUUUGUCCCGGUAAAACAGGUCAGAUUCCAGACCCUAAACUUUCACCCUCGGUGCCGUCGUGGCUGCAGUGCAUCCCGGGACGUCGAGUCCAGCGUCUCCUUUAAAUCUGCGCUUCGUUACUGAUCGUGACGCUUAUGGUGGCAGGACGGCAAGAAAGAAAACCCCGGCGGUGUUGUUCCUCUUGUUAAAAACCAUCCUAAAUGUGACUCUUGGAAAUGACGGAGAAUCUUUACCACACAUCCCAUAUGUUUCAUCGCCGACAGGGUUUCAGGGUGAUUCUGAGUCGGAUUUGCAAGGCAUCCCCCCCCCCCCGAUUUUUUUUUUCCAAGCACCGUAGUACUUAGGUUGAAGCACAGCUUUUACGUUUACUCAUGUCGCAAAAAUGCUUUUAUCCAAAGCAGCUGAAGGUCAAGGGCCUUGCUCAAGGUCUCAUCAGUGUCUCAGUAGUUCCUCUCACAACCCUUUUUGGUCCAUUACUCCAGUGUGGAUCAAGAUUUAUAUAUAUAUAUAUAUUUUUUUGUUUUGUUUCAUUUUCUCCACCUCUUCACAUAUGUUUAAUUCAUUUGAUGUAAUUCACUUAACGGGACAGAACCUUUUAACCCAUAACUAAUUCCAGGCUUUAAUGUCCGUCUAUCAGAUUAUAUCACCUGUAUAAUUUAUGAUGUUAAAUCUGCCAGCACCCCCCCCCACCCAAGAAUGUGCUUAACCUUUUUCUCAUCUCUUAUUCAUUUGCUUGUAUGUAUAUGUAUUUUCUGUCAUUGUAGCGAAAAUAAGUUUGUAUAUGCACAUGACUAUGUAAAGAAGGACCGCAUCACAUCUUGAUCUUCUCCAUCGAUUUAUCACAGCUCUGGGACAGAACUGUUCCCUAUUUUUAAAAGGAAAAAAAAUGUAUUGCUUUUAGCUGAAGGAUAUUUUUAUGGUUGUACACCCUCAUUAUUUUUGUACAGGCUAGUUAGACAGACGAAUACGGCAUGCACAAUACAGACGACCUCUUUUUGUUCCUCUGAUGACAACAAGGUCAUCUCCAUAUCCGCACUUUACAGCAGUACGAUCACUCGGGUUUCAUUCGUCCACUCCUUUCUGCUGGACUUCGGUUCAAGUCCAGUGAAAUUCUUCAGCCUUCAGUUGUCUUCUUCUGUCUCGACGCCAUCCACUGAGGUGAUUUGUAACGGAGUAGCCUGCUGGCUGUCUGUGAAAGAAAUAAACAACAGUUUUGUAA
Molecule: messenger RNA, 3456 nt
Organism: Hemibagrus wyckioides
Lineage: Eukaryota; Metazoa; Chordata; Actinopteri; Siluriformes; Bagridae
Gene: e2f4
Product: E2F transcription factor 4
Exons: 10
Coding region: 318-1490 (390 amino acids)
Biological process (GO): regulation of transcription by RNA polymerase II
Cellular component (GO): RNA polymerase II transcription regulator complex
Molecular function (GO): RNA polymerase II cis-regulatory region sequence-specific DNA binding; protein dimerization activity; DNA-binding transcription factor activity, RNA polymerase II-specific
Source: RefSeq, a predicted model, not a curated record